Pediculus humanus corporis (human body louse) is the source of this 1875-nucleotide messenger RNA. Its product is annotated as Leukotriene A-4 hydrolase, putative. Gene Ontology annotation, biological process: proteolysis; peptide catabolic process. The record is from RefSeq and is a predicted model, not a curated record. The coding region runs from base 1 to 1875 and encodes 624 amino acids. The transcript is spliced from 9 exons. Gene Ontology annotation, cellular component: cytosol. Gene Ontology annotation, molecular function: aminopeptidase activity; zinc ion binding; metallopeptidase activity. Lineage: Eukaryota; Metazoa; Arthropoda; Insecta; Psocodea; Pediculidae.
AUGUCGGAAAAAAAGGUUAGGAAACUAGGUAUAAUUGACCCUUGUUCUUAUUCAAAUCCUGAAAAAGUAAGAAUCAAGCACUUGGCAUUAUUUUUAGACAUUAAUUUUGAGAAAAAUAUUUUGCAAGGAAAAGUUCAUUUAACUUGUGAAAAAAAAGAGAAUGUAACUACAAGUCACUUGGUUCUGGACUGUAAGGACCUAAAAAUUAGUAAAGUGGUACAUUUGUCAACUAAUAAAAACUUAAAUUUUGAAAUUGGGGAAAGUUAUCAAUCUUUCGGAAGUGCAUUAACUAUAACAUUGCCUGUAAAAGAAACAAAUGAGAAUGUGUAUGAAAUUAGUAUUGAAUAUGAAACAUCACCUGAGGCAAGUGCACUUCAGUGGCUUUCAGCAAAACAAACUCUUGGAAAGCUGGAGCCUUUUAUGUUUAGUCAAUGCCAAGCUAUACACUGUCGUUCAAUUAUACCAUGCCAAGACACUCCUUCUGUUAAAUUCCCUUAUACAGCUGAAAUAAGUGCUCCAAAGCAGUUGAUGGUACUCAUGAGUGGAAUUAAAAAUGGUGAUCCUCAACUUGUUGAGACUAACAAGUUAAAAUGGAAAUUUACUCAAAAAAUUCCUAUUCCAUCAUAUUUAAUAGCCAUUGUCGCAGGUAGACUUAAAGGAAAAAUUUUGGGUUCCAAGUCUAGUGUUUAUUCAGAGCCAGAAAUACUUAAAGAAUGUGCAUUUGAGUUUUCAGAGACUGAUAAAAUGUUGAGGGCUGCCAUUAAAAUCUGUGGGCCCUAUGUUUGGGAUAAAUAUGAUUUAUUGGUUUUACCACCAUCGUUUCCUUUUGGAGGAAUGGAAAAUCCAUGCCUUACAUUUGCAGGUGAUCGAUCUUUGGCCAAUGUCAUAGCACAUGAAAUAGCUCACAGUUGGACAGGAAACUUAGUUACAAAUGAAAAUUUUGAACAUUUUUGGUUAAAUGAAGGUUUUACAACUUUCAUCGAAAGAAAAAUUAUUGGUGCAUUGUAUGGAGAACCACAAAGACAUUUCUAUGCAAUUUUAGGUUUAGAAUCUUUAAAAGAAACUGUAACAACUUUAGGAGAAUCAAAUCCUCUGACUUGUUUAGUUCCACAAUUAAAACUUACAGAUCCAGAUGAUGCUUUUUCAUGUGUACCUUAUGAAAAGGGUCAUACCUUUUUAUUUUAUUUGGAAACUCUUUUAAACGAGGACGGAAAGUUUAGUGCUUUUUUACAAAGCUAUUUGGAUAAAUUUAAAUUUUUAACGGUCAAAACAAAUGAUUUUAAAAAUCAUCUAUACGAGUUUUUUGAUAAUCGUACGUCAAUAUUGGAUAGUAUAGAUUGGAAUACAUGGCUUUAUUGUCCGGGAAUGCCUCCAGUCAUACCUGAUUACGAUCGAAGCUUGUUGAUUGUCGUUGAAAAUUUGAUUGAAAAAUGGUGGAAUUGGGUUCCAACGGAAGAAUGUUUGUUUAAUUGUUGUCCCUUCACGAUAGCAGAAUUCGAACCCCUUAUAAGUGCUCAAAAAUGCAUGUUUUUUUCAAAAUUAUUAGAAAAAGAAUCGUUUGAUAUUCAAAAAUUGAAAUUGAUGCACAAAGUUUAUCAUAUGGAAGAAGUACAAAAUUCGGAGGUUAAAUUUGCUUGGUUAAGAGUUUGUGUGAAAUCAAAAUGGCAGGAUAGAAUUCCAGACGUUUUGAAAUUUUUAAACGAUCAAGGACGAAUGAAAUUCGUUCGUCCACUUUAUAGAGAUUUGUACAAUUGGGAAUAUUCACGGGAAAUCGCAAUUGAUAAUUUUAAUAAAAAUCGAAAAUAUAUGAUGUUUGUUCUCGCUAAUCAAUUGGAAAAAGAUUUGCAUUUAAAUGAGGUAAAAACCAAUAAUUAA